AUGCCUGUCAUUGCUGUGGCUGGUGGUAGCGGUGGCGUGGGGAAAACCGUUGUGGAAAAAUUACUUGAGGAACCUAAGUUUGACGUGGUCGUGUUGUCUCGCAGUGUGAGACAGGACCAGGGUCCGCAGAAGGUGCAAGCUGUGCAGAUUGACUACGAUGAUGUCCACUCAAUGACACAGGCGCUUGAGCAACACAAUAUCCACACCAUCAUUUCCGCGAUUGGCUUAGUUUCUGAUGAGACGAGUCAGUCUCAGUUAAACUUGAUCGAAGCAGCAGAUAAGUCGAGGGCAACGAAAAGAUUCAUCCCCAGCGAAUUUUCCUUUGUACAAACUGCCGAUUUGCUUGCUAUUGACCCCAGUAUUCAGUGGUGGCUCGAUGCGGCAACUUGUCUCAAGACCAGUAGUCUAGAAUAUACCAGGGUGAUCCCUGGCUUUUUUAUGGACUACUGGGGAAUGCCACAUGUCCAAACCCAUUUGCAGCCAUUUAGCUUUGGAAUUGACAUAUCCAGUGCCACGGCGGCUAUCCCAGGAGAUGGUAACAAUGUGAUUUGUAUGACAUACACUUACGACAUGGCUACCUAUCUGGUCAAGGCACUUGGUCUCAAGGAAUGGCCCGAGUUUAGUGUUAUUGUUGGGGAUGAAGUUACCUAUAACCAGAUUUUGAGCAUGGCCGAGGAAUUCACUGGCAAGAAAUUCAACGUCACUUACGAUAGCGCAGACCAGAUCAAGUCUGGUGAUGUCACUGUUCCUGUUCAGCCAGACGGAGUAGACUCCUCGGCAGAAGAGCUUAAGGAGACCACCGCGUUAGUGAGCCGACUCACUAUCAACAAGGUGUUCCAAUUACCGGGAGAUCGACUCAACGCUCAGUUCCCUGAGGUCAAGCCAAUCAAGAUGCGCGAGUUCUUGCACAAGGCGUGGAAACAACACAGUGCAUAG
Molecule: messenger RNA, 936 nt
Organism: Penicillium antarcticum
Lineage: Eukaryota; Fungi; Ascomycota; Eurotiomycetes; Eurotiales; Aspergillaceae
Exons: 4
Coding region: 1-936 (311 amino acids)
Source: RefSeq, a predicted model, not a curated record